AUGGCGAGUCAUCCUCAACCGUCCGGCACCCCGCAAGCCCCGGUAUGUCUGGAAGUGUUGAGCACCGCUAAACUCAAUCAGGAGGCGGCCAUUGCAAUUGCAGAGAGCAAAGAACGGGCUCGCGAGGCAGAUUGCAAGGCGGAUCAAGAGGUCGCCCUGGCAAUUGCCAAGGGAAACGAGCGUCAACGCAAGGCCGACCGGAAGGCGGAGCGUGAAGAGGCCAGGCUUGAGUGUGCAGAGGACGCCCGUCGGCACGCGGCGGAUCAGGCCUACCAGGAGCAAUCCCGCCAGGUCUUUCAAACGGCCAUGCUUGCGUUUAUGGCGAACUUGGGGGCAAGACCCACUUAG
This is a messenger RNA of Puccinia triticina, 348 nucleotides long. RefSeq lists its product as uncharacterized. Lineage: Eukaryota; Fungi; Basidiomycota; Pucciniomycetes; Pucciniales; Pucciniaceae. The transcript has a single exon. The record is from RefSeq and is a predicted model, not a curated record. The coding region runs from base 1 to 348 and encodes 115 amino acids.